AUGGAUAUAGACAUCAGUAUUAGCGAGAGUGGAGCAAUCGAAAUGUCAUCAUACCUCUUAUCCUCGUUUGCCAAUGGCGAUAGCAAUAGCAGCAACAGCCUUAUUGGAUCCGAGGACUCUCAUAUGGGUAAUUCAAGUAGAACUAAAGCGCCCAGACAAAAGAUAAAUGCACGUGAACGUUACCGCACCUUUAAUGUAAAUUCCGCUUACGAAGCAUUGCGCGGUCUAAUUCCCACGGAGCCAGUUAAUCGCAAAUUGUCUAAAAUUGAAAUAAUACGACUGGCCAGUAGUUAUAUUACACAUUUACGCAGCACACUAUACGCAGGUACAGAUCGACAGCCUUGCUUGCUUCACAAGUGGGAUGGCGACAGUAGCACGGGACGUGUUAGUAUCUGUACAUUUUGUAUGAAACCAAAGUCACCACAAUCAGCGCAAUGCUAA
Molecule: messenger RNA, 441 nt
Organism: Drosophila busckii
Lineage: Eukaryota; Metazoa; Arthropoda; Insecta; Diptera; Drosophilidae
Product: transcription factor 15
Exons: 3
Coding region: 1-441 (146 amino acids)
Biological process (GO): developmental process; regulation of transcription by RNA polymerase II
Molecular function (GO): protein dimerization activity; RNA polymerase II transcription regulatory region sequence-specific DNA binding; DNA-binding transcription factor activity, RNA polymerase II-specific
Source: RefSeq, a predicted model, not a curated record